This is a messenger RNA of Mitosporidium daphniae, 1314 nucleotides long. RefSeq lists its product as uncharacterized. Bases 1 to 1314 code for a protein of 437 amino acids. The transcript has 3 exons. Gene Ontology annotation, molecular function: oxidoreductase activity, acting on NAD(P)H, heme protein as acceptor. The record is from RefSeq and is a predicted model, not a curated record. Lineage: Eukaryota; Fungi; Microsporidia. Gene Ontology annotation, cellular component: mitochondrial inner membrane. Gene Ontology annotation, biological process: heme A biosynthetic process.
AUGACUAGGUUGUUCCCAAAAAGCUCAUUUUCCUUAUUUUCCAAUCGUGGGGGGUCUGUUUUCAAGAGAUCAAGCAUCUCCCCCCUUUUUUAUACAAAUGGAUUUUAUACAAAGGAAUCCUAUACAAAGAAAUCCUAUACACUGGGAUUUUAUACAAACGGGAUUUUCAAUCCCUAUUCCAUAUCCGUUCCAUUGGAGAACAGCAAUUUCGCCCCAAUUGGCGACAUUUCCACAAAAAAAUCGUCUUCAAAUCGUCCAAUGGCAUAUUGGCUUUUCGUUUGUGCCGGACUUGUCUUUGGCGUUGUGGUAGUUGGCGGCAUUACUCGCUUGACCGAGUCUGGGCUUUCCAUGGUUGAUUGGUCUUUGUUGCACUUUAAACCCCCAUCAUCUGAAGAAGAAUGGCACUCUUAUUUUGAGAAAUAUAAGCAAUCUCCAGAAUAUAUCCUUUUAAACGACGGCAUUUCUCUUGGAGAGUUCAAAAAAAUAUAUUACAUGGAAUACAGUCACAGGAUGCUUGGCCGUUUGAUUGGAGCUGCGUUUUUGUUUCCGCUGACCUACUUCAUUUUGACAAGGAGAAAAAGCCUUUCAAAAUCAACAAAGAUUUCUCUUACAAUUAUUGGCUCUUUGAUUUUAUUUCAAGGGUUCCUUGGCUGGUAUAUGGUUAAAAGUGGACUUGAUCCCGAAAUUAUCGAGAAAAAAGCAGCACCUCGCGUCUCGCAUUAUAGAUUGGCAGCUCAUCUGACUACGGCGUUUGCAAUAUACCUGCUAAUGCUCCGAACCGGCCUUUCGCUUCUCAAUCCCUCAAUAAUGAUGGAAAGCAGCCAGAGCAUUAGACCACGUAUUAAGGAUCUUUAUGCAAAGCUUAAUGGCAUCGUACAUCUCGUUGGCAUAACCGCGAUAUCUGGUGCGUUCGUUGCUGGUUUGGACGCCGGAUUGAUUUACAACACAUUCCCAAAAAUGGGGCUUCAAUGGAUACCGGACGAUUUGUUUGUCCCCAACAUGCUGCCCUUAAACAACCCAACUUUUGUGCAGUUUUUUCAUCGAGCGCUGGCAAUCUCUUCAAUCUCUUAUAUAUCCUUCGUGUGGCUAUAUGCUCGCCGUAGGCUUCUCCCAUUAAUGGAAACCCCGUCAAGUAAAAGGAUCAUUUCAAGGGCAUUAAACUUACUCAUGGGGGCCGGUAUGGCUCAAGUGGGGCUCGGGAUAUUUACACUACUUUGGAUCGUCCCAGUCCCACUGGCCGCAAUGCAUCAGGCUGGCUCCAUGGUCCUGCUGACGACUGGAAGUUGGGCCCUAUAUGUCCUCAAGAGAAUUUAG